Metarhizium album ARSEF 1941 is the source of this 942-nucleotide messenger RNA. Its product is annotated as THUMP domain containing protein. The transcript has 5 exons. The record is from RefSeq and is a predicted model, not a curated record. Bases 1 to 942 code for a protein of 313 amino acids. Gene Ontology annotation, biological process: tRNA modification. Gene Ontology annotation, molecular function: RNA binding. NCBI's taxonomy places the organism in Eukaryota, Fungi, Ascomycota, Sordariomycetes, Hypocreales, Clavicipitaceae.
AUGGAUUCCACGUUGCGAAAACGUAAAGAUGGCCCUGGGCCAGCAAACAGUACUCGGUCUGCCCACAAGAAGAGCAAGGGAGGCAGCGCUGGAAGGUGGAAGACUCCCCAUCAAAAAGCUAAGAUAGCUGAGAAGGUAGAGCUGGGAACAACACUAGCCGUCGGCGAUCAAGGUAUUUGGGUCACACACGCGAGAGGAAUGCAAUACAAAGCAAUCAAGGAGUUUACAGAGCUCUGUGUCGAGUACGGCAGGACAAUGUAUGGGAUUGAGCCCCAGGGAGACGACGAGGAGAAUGCAGCAGGAGAUGAGCAUCAAGAUAUUGAGGCAUCCAUCGAAGCAGAACUGAGCAUCAUGAAGUCGAGCGGGAAAAGAGAUACAAACCAAACGUUCAAACCAGUGUCUUCCGGCGUCGAGUGCCUAUUCUUUAUGAAGACCAUGGAUCCAGUUCAACCCGAAUUCCUAGCCAGAAAGAUGUGCGAAGAUGCCAGGGACUGCCAAGACCAAAGGCAACGAAAGUGCAAGUACAUCAACCGACUAACACCCGUGGUCAACAUGGACAAAGCCACGGAUAACGGCAUCGUCAAGGUAGCACGUACAGUUCUGUUGCCCUGGUUUGAAUUGAAAGAUGAGGAGGGAGACAAUUCAGACAAGACAGAGGCACCCGACCCAGCUGGUCCGCGUACGCCAUAUACGUACGCCAUUCGACAUAACAUUCGCAAUCACACCACGUUCAAGUCAGGCGAAGUUAUACAGAAAGUUGCAGGUCUUAUAGAUGCCCAACACAGCGUGAACCUUGGCAAACCAGAUAAGGUCAUACUCGUGGAAAUAUUCCAGCUGUUCUGUGGCAUAUCGGUCGUCGACGGGAAAGAAUGGGAAGAGCUAAAACGUUACAAUAUGAACGAACUUUACAGUCUUCCUCCCGUCGUGAGUAACAAAGAGUGA